Parastagonospora nodorum SN15 is the source of this 674-nucleotide messenger RNA. RefSeq lists its product as hypothetical. Gene Ontology annotation, cellular component: nucleus. NCBI's taxonomy places the organism in Eukaryota, Fungi, Ascomycota, Dothideomycetes, Pleosporales, Phaeosphaeriaceae. The transcript is spliced from 5 exons. The record is from RefSeq and is a predicted model, not a curated record. Gene Ontology annotation, molecular function: ubiquitin conjugating enzyme activity. Bases 28 to 471 code for a protein of 147 amino acids. Gene Ontology annotation, biological process: ubiquitin-dependent protein catabolic process; protein polyubiquitination.
UCCCAACCACAUAUCCACAACACAACCAUGGCUCUUAAGCGCAUUAACAAGGAGCUCACUGACCUCGGCCGUGACCCUCCCUCUUCGUGCUCAGCUGGCCCCAUUGGGGAUGAUCUGUUCCACUGGCAAGCAACCAUCAUGGGUCCUAGCGACUCACCAUACUCGGGCGGCGUUUUCUUCCUAGCGAUUCACUUCCCUACCGACUACCCCUUCAAGCCCCCGAAGGUCAACUUCACCACCCGUAUCUACCACCCCAACAUCAACUCCAACGGCAGCAUCUGCUUGGACAUUCUGCGAGACCAGUGGAGCCCCGCUCUGACCAUCUCAAAAGUGCUCCUGAGUAUUUGCUCCAUGUUGACAGACCCCAACCCCGACGACCCGCUUGUCCCCGAGAUCGCACACGUCUACAAGACCGACCGAUCUCGAUAUGAGUCCACAGCGCGUGAGUGGACCCGAAAGUACGCCAUCUAGGGCAGUGGUGGACUGGAAUGAGUGGGAUAGUUUCUUUACGGUUCAGCAUCCGUCUUGUGGAAGGGCAAAUGAGGAUAUGGAGGACAUGAACGACAGUGUCGUAUGGCACGACGGAAUGAUGGAGUUUACAUAUUUGAUACGGCUUGCAUCAUGAAUAGGGCUUGCAAUCAGCACUUGUAACAGAACGGGCCCUUCUCACGCUC